AUAUAAAUAAAUAUUUGUUAAUAGUAAAUAUAUUUACUAGGUAUAAAGAAAUGGAACCUUGAAACAGAUAAUGACUUGUUACAUAAGUUUAUUUUAUCGCUUUAUUAUAACUUAUCAAUAACAACAAGCAAUCAUUUUGAUAAUGAUCCACUCCUAUUAGAGAUGCACUGUUGAUAUCACUUGCUUGCUCGUAGUCGCUAUAGGUCUAAUAAUCUAAUGUAGUGUAAGCCAAUGAUAUUUACACACAGUCUAUUAUCGUAUAGUAUCUACAAUGGAAUCAAUUAAUUUUGAUAAAUUAAAUUUAAAAGAAUUCAAAUGGCUUAACGAACCGAAAGUAUGGUGUUUGGAAAGUAAUUCUGUUGUUCAAGUAACGACGGAUGAUAAAACAGAUUUCUGGCAGGGAACAUGGUAUAAUUUUCAUUUUAACACAGGCCACGUGUUCGGUGUAGAGAUCAAGGACGACUUUACAUUUGAAGUUUGCGUCGAAGCUGAUUUUACAACACUUUAUGACCAAGCUGGUUUGAUGAUAUAUGUAGACGAAAAACAUUGGCUGAAAACAGGAAUUGAAUACAACGAUGGACAACCCAUGAUUAGUAGUGUCCUCACAAAACAAACAUCCGAUUGGGCCACAGGUCUUUUUAUGGGCGAUCCUCGAAAAUUCUGGAUGCGUCUCACAAAAACUAGAGAUGUAGUUUGUGUUAAGUAUUCAAAUGACAAUGUCACUUGGAACCUAUUGCGUCUCUGUCAGUUUCCCGAAGGCAAAUAUUUUGUGGGGCCAAUGUGUUGCAGCCCACAAAGGGCAGGCUUGGUGGUGAAGUUUAGUCAGUUUUCUAUCACAAAACCGGCCGAAGAUAUUCUUCAUUCGAAUUAAUUUAACUAUGGCUUUUUAUAUAAAUAAAUUAUUUUUAUCCAAAAUGCAUUUUUUAUUGGCAAUCAAUUUUGCCUCUUUCUAACUCAAACGGUGCUGUU
Messenger RNA from Diatraea saccharalis (sugarcane borer), 969 nucleotides. The record is from the annotation of a GenBank genome assembly. Lineage: Eukaryota; Metazoa; Arthropoda; Insecta; Lepidoptera; Crambidae.